AUGACGAUGCUUACUGCGAAGCUCUUCCAGAGUGACUCUCUCGGAUUCAAUGAUUCCUCUGCACCGCCUCGCCGCUCCAUGCUUACACCGCGGUCUUCGCCGCACCUGUCCAUGUCAAACCGGCUGCCCCCCGUGACAACAUUUUACGGAAACGAGCACUCCGUGCAACAGUGGCUCCAGGCCAAGACGGAGGAGGAUCGCCGCGCACAGGAAGAGGAACGCACCCGCCAAGAGACAAUGAAGCUGGAGCAGCGCCGCAUCGAACAGUCCAUGCUGGCCGACUCGCUGCAUGCAGGUGUUCCGCCGCAGAUGAUCCCGUUGAUCUUCGCGGGUAUCGGUGGAGGCACGAAUGCCCAGUCCACCAUGGAGAUUGUUCGCCAGUAUAUCGCGCAGACAUCGAGUACCCCCACUCCUCCCACGGGCGCCCAAUUUCUUGCUCAGCUUCAGUCGCACGAAGUUCCAACUACCAACCCAUCGCCCGUGCCAUCGCAGCAGUACCCAACACAGCGUCCGCCUGGGGAACCGAAGCGCUCCCGUUCCUUAACGCGCACUCUUCCUGCACCUCCAUAUGCAGCUCAGCAACCCCAACCUGCAGCUCCGGUGGGCGAUCGCAGCCUCCCACAGCCGCCAACUAUGCCCAGUUCCUCGACGCAGCCAGCUCUCGGACGUCCCCUUGGGCCUCCGUACCCAGCUGAUGCUGCAGGAACCCGGUUGCCUCCGCCAGCUGCCAGUGCAAUUCCGUCGCAAAGCCCUCCGAACAGGCUAAGCGCCACACAAUCUGGAUCAACCACAUUUCAGUCUCCAGUAACCCCAGCCAAACAGGAAAGCCGACCUCGCCGCUCUUCUCCUGGAAUUUCCUUUCAUCACUGGGUCCCUCCAAACAAAGGUCGUUCCUCCAACGUAUCACCAAAUAAGGCCCAACAGGAGCAGACACCAUCGUCGAGUACACCUUACCUCCAAUAUGAAAACCAGAGCUCCCCAGGUCGGAAACGAAAGACUCAGAGUAUGCAUAGCCAGGGUCUUCCACCGCCGGCUCGCAGGACGGACUCAGGCUCGAUGGAUAUUAAAACCGAUAGCGAAGUGUCCAACUCACAGGAACCGCGAACAGGUGACAGGAAUAGUUCCGAGCAGCCGAGCGAGUCGAGGGCUGAAGCAGAUGGCCCUGCUCCCAAGAAGGAGCCAGUCGCAUCAAUAGGUAGUGACUUCAACUCCGAACCUGGCAGCCAAACUCCGGAUCUGAAUACUAAAGGCCAGCAACCCAAUGACCCUGCUGCUUCGCGGACUAAAGGCUCUAGCACUCGUUCUGGCCGAAUCAAGAACUAG
Molecule: messenger RNA, 1323 nt
Organism: Penicillium lagena
Lineage: Eukaryota; Fungi; Ascomycota; Eurotiomycetes; Eurotiales; Aspergillaceae
Exons: 2
Coding region: 1-1323 (440 amino acids)
Source: RefSeq, a predicted model, not a curated record